AUGCGUGGCUUCAGUAGUCAAAAUUUAAGUGAUGAUGACAAUUAUAAAAUUGAAAAGACUCAACGGAAAACAAUUCCCGAACGUCUCCAUUUUAACAGAGAAAGAAAUAUGCCUAUUGCCAGUAUAUUCGGGACUAGAGGAUAUUUCGUAUUUUCAAGUGAGCAAUCCUAUGACAAAUUUAAACAGACGAACUUUAAUAUCAGUGUUCUAGAUGCGGAAGGUGUUGGUGUUCCUCUUUUUCAUAUUAUCCAAAGUUAUAACGUUUUAGGCAGAUUCACUCGGAGCUCGCCGGAUUUUUAUGUCUACAAGUACAUUUUACGAAGAGUGCAGGACCCGCCUUUAUACUCUGAAUGCAAGGUUAUUUGCGAAGAUAAGGUUUUUCGUUUAUGCGAAGUAUUGUGUUGUGAAAUUUACGCCAGCCAAGGAUUUUUUGAAACUAAAUACGAUUUCUUCUUUCCUUCUAAAACUCAUCCUGUCAAGAAGCAUCAAGUAAUUAGACAAAGUAGCAUGCGAGAUCUAUAUUCCACCUUGGAUGGUAUGCGAUUUCGUUGGCAUGUGAAAUUCUAUAGCGAUCAUUUUCGGUUGAUGUACUUAGAUGAGAGCCUCAGUUUAUCAAACAGUGGCCAGAAGGAAAGGCAAGAACAAAACCAAAGAAAAAUGAAGGCUCCAGAUUUUAUAAUUGGCCAUUAUACAAGGACUUUUUCCGACGUACUCCCCAGAGCCACAUCAAAAUGCUCCAACCUUAUUAUUGGAGAACAGUCACGACCAGACUCUCUCGGUAUCACUUCUGUUCCAGAAUUGACUGAGGAAUUUGCUUGUCAGGGGGCUUUAAUCCAUUAUCUGCUGCAUAUAGAACGAGAAAGAGACAAAAAUAGAAAAAGAAACAUAAACAGAAUGUGGUGA
This is a messenger RNA of Saccharomyces paradoxus, 903 nucleotides long. RefSeq lists its product as uncharacterized. The coding region runs from base 1 to 903 and encodes 300 amino acids. The record is from RefSeq and is a predicted model, not a curated record. The transcript has a single exon. Lineage: Eukaryota; Fungi; Ascomycota; Saccharomycetes; Saccharomycetales; Saccharomycetaceae.